Molecule: messenger RNA, 718 nt
Organism: Aspergillus caelatus
Lineage: Eukaryota; Fungi; Ascomycota; Eurotiomycetes; Eurotiales; Aspergillaceae
Product: SCP2 sterol-binding domain-containing protein
Exons: 3
Coding region: 202-591 (129 amino acids)
Cellular component (GO): cytosol
Source: RefSeq, a predicted model, not a curated record
CAUUCACAUGCCCACCCCCCGAACACUCCGGGGAAGCUUUACGUUCCUGAUUUUUUAAAUCCCCAGACUCUUUCUAUUUAAAUCUUCUCUCUCACUCUCUCCCUCUUUCCUGAGACACACGACUAUUCCAACUAUCCACUACCUUUCACUCGCCCACUACUAUAUACAUCCUUUCACAAUCGUGGUAUCACAACUGUAACCAUGUCUCUCAAGAACGACGCUUUCCCUUCCUCCGCUGCUUUCGACGCGAUCAACGCCGCUCUCCAGAGCGACGCUGCUGAGCGCAAGGACGCUGUCGACAAGGCCAAGGCCAUCGUCGCUUUCAACCUGAAGAACGAGAAGGGCCAGGAAGAGAGCUGGUACCUCGACCUCAAGGAGAAGGGCGAGGUAGGCAAGGGUGCUCCUCAGGGGGGUAAAAAGGCUGAUGUGACUCUGUCCCUCUCCGACUCUGAUUUCGCUUCCCUGGUCAGCGGCAAAGCCAACGCCCAGAGACUCUUCAUGGGAGGCAAGCUAAAGAUCAAGGGUAACAUCAUGAAGGCGACCAAGAUGGAGCCCGUCCUGAAGAAGGCCCAGGGCAAGGCCAAGCUAUAGAUACCCAGUUGCGUUGUGUCGUAUUUCAGUUGAAUGUACAUUUUUGUUCAUCUUAUGAUUAUUUUUCUUCUGUUUUCGUUUUCUUUUAAUAUUUUCUCUUUUUGGUUUGUGUAGGGCAAGAAGCCAC